AUGUGGACGGCCGGGGGGUGGGGGGCUGAUUCGCCACCCUCCGGCCCUCGGUCCUCCGCCCGCUGCAGGUCCAGGUCUCGGCCCUCCUCUGGCUCCUUCUCCGUCCUCACGGCGGACGCCCGGGGGCAGGGGCUGGAGCCGAUGACGGUGUGCUCACCGUCGCCGCCGCUGAGCUGCAGCAAUUCCACCACGUCGCUGUUGUCUCCCCUCGGCCACCAGAGCUUCCCGUUUGACUACGACGAUGGUGACGGGGAGGAUGAGGAAGACGUGGAUGAAGGUGCUCAUGAUUCACAGGCUAAGGUGGCGAGCCUGAGAGGAGUGGAGUUACAGGGGUGCGCCAGUGUGGCUGAAUCAGAAGAUAACCAAGAAGAACAGAAACAGGUGCACCUACCGGAAAGCCGCCUGACACCAUGGGAAGUGUGGUUUGUUGGCAAAGAAAAAGAAGAACGUGACCGUUUGCAACAGAAAGCUCUGGCGGAAUUAAAUCAACAGCUAGAAAAAAGAAAAGAAAUGGAAGAACGUGAAAAAAGAAAGGUAAUUGCUGAAGAAAAGCACAAGGAAUGGGUUCAGAAAAAGAAUGAACAGAAAAGAAAGGAAAGGGAACAAAAAAUUAAUAAGGAAAUGGAGGAAAAAGCAGCAAAGGAAUUGGAGAAAGAACAUUUGCAAGAAAAGGCAAAAGAAAAAUACCAAGAACGGUUAAAGAAGAAAAAUGCUGAAGAAUGUGAAAAGAAGAAGAAAGAAAAGGAAAAAGAAAAACAACAGCAAGCUGAAUUACAGGAAAAAAAGGAAAUAGAGAAAAGGUUUAAGGAAUGGUUGGAAAAUGCAAAAAAUAAACCUCGUCCAGCUGCAAAGAGCUAUGGUUAUGCCAAUGGAAAACUUACAGAUUUUUACAGUGGAAAUUCUUAUCCAGAACCAGCCUUUUAUAAUCCAAUUCCAUGGAAACCCAUUCAUAUGCCUCCUUCCAAAGAAGCUAAGGACCUAUCAGGAAAGAAGACUAAAAGGCCUGUGAUAAGUCAGCCACGCAGGUCAUCAUCCUCUCUGGUGGUUCAGAAAGCCAGAAGCAAUCUUUGCCUUGGGACUCUGUGCAGAAUACAAAGAUAGUGGGUGUGGGA
Messenger RNA from Zalophus californianus (California sea lion), 1112 nucleotides. RefSeq names its product coiled-coil domain-containing protein 34-like. Lineage: Eukaryota; Metazoa; Chordata; Mammalia; Carnivora; Otariidae. The transcript has a single exon. The record is from RefSeq and is a predicted model, not a curated record. The coding region runs from base 1 to 1101 and encodes 366 amino acids.